This is a messenger RNA of Lentinula edodes (shiitake mushroom), 1342 nucleotides long. Its product is annotated as endo-1,6-alpha-mannosidase. The coding region runs from base 136 to 1305 and encodes 389 amino acids. Gene Ontology annotation, biological process: carbohydrate metabolic process. The record is from RefSeq and is a predicted model, not a curated record. The transcript is spliced from 14 exons. NCBI's taxonomy places the organism in Eukaryota, Fungi, Basidiomycota, Agaricomycetes, Agaricales, Omphalotaceae.
UGCAUAUGCUCUGAAUUCGAAUUGUCAAUGACGUUGGCAACGGUCCUUGAACAAGCAAAUUGAUUGAAGUGCACCAUCCAUCGAUAUAUAAAGAUUUCUCGGUCCAGGUCUCUCCGUGUUUGUCUCUCUUGCUCGAUGUUCCCCUUCGCAAUAUCACUCUUUUUGACACAGAGCCUCGUGUUUGCCCAAGAUUUGGGUGUCCCACUAACAUGGAGGGAAUUCAGCAAUUCUCGUUUACUUGCUGAGCGCAUUUCGAUUGCUGAGGAUGCAAUCAAUACCAUCCUGCCCCAGCUUGACACCUCCAAUGCUCAGUUCGACGGCAUUGGAUAUUGGCAAUCAGGAAAUGUAUUUUCCGCAAUGGCAAAUUUUGACCACCUGGCUGGAACGACCACAUAUGAAACCCAGGUCAUUAACGGUCUUAAUACGGCGUUCAGCUUGUACUCAAAUUUCGACCAAUAUGGUAUAACGAUGACGCGAUCUGCAUAUUACGGUUACAGAGCAUACGGAGAUGAAAACCUGUUAUCGAUGGCAAUCGCUACUUGGACUCAUGUUUCGCAGUAUGUCAUCACUACCGCGGAUGCAAGUUCUGGGACACAACCCAACAAAGACUUUCCAAUAGCUGGAACAUGCUUCGGCGAAUCAAUGGCGGGUGGAGUGUUUUGGCGUCCAACAGUGGAUGAUACCGGCAUUAACUCCAUCACAACCGGGCUCUUUACAACGCUUUCCGCAUUCCUGGCUGAGACUACUGGUGAUACGACAUACACGAAUGCGGCCAUCCUUAGUGCCGAAUGGAUGCAGAACCUUCAAAUCAAUGCAGAUGGGAUCGUCCUUGAUACUGUAGAUGGCGCGGACUGCACCAGGUCCCCUGCUACUUGGCUUUUCACGUACAACUCUGGAAAGUACCUUGAGGGACUCAGUGUUCUAAAAGAUGUCACUGGCAACUCUGCGUGGACAACUUUAAUGACAGAUAUAGCUGCAGUCGCGAUUAAAUCUUCUGCUUGGGAAGGCAGUAACGGAAUUAUCACUGAAGGAGCCAGUCCAACAGCCAACAACGAUGGAGUCGGGUUCAAAGCGAUAUUUAUUCGAGGACUUGACGAAGUUAGCGUACGCAGCAGUGAUAACAGUGCUCUUCAAAUUUUGAUCCACAGCUACAACGAUGUACAAUAUAACGCCCUGCUGGAGCUCGCUGACAAUGGCACCUCAUAUUCCUCUUCUUGGACUGGACCUCCGCAAGGCUUCACGACAUGGGGCCAACUUGCUGCUCUUGAUGUUAUGGUCACCGCCAUCAACACUAAUUCUCCCUGAUUCCUUGAAGUCUGGCUCGAGUCGUCCUCCUCUUUUC